AUGAUCACACCUUUCAUUUACAUUACUAUUAAAAUAUGCCAAUUUUUACAAGUAGGCAUUGGAAUCUCAGCUAACACAGUUCUCCUUGUCUUCCAUAUAUUCACGCUCCUUCUGGAUUACAGGCAUAGGCCCACAGACCUGAUCAUCUGUCAUUUGGCCCUUGUCCACAUAAUGAAUCUAUUCACUGUAGUGUUUAUGAUGUCUACAGACCUGUUUGAAGCUCUGAACUUUCUCAAUGAUUUCAAAUGUAAGUCUUUAUUCUGCAUGACCCGAGUGACACGGGGUCUCUCCAUGAGCAAUACCUGCCUCCUGAGCAUCCUCCAGGCCAUCAUCAUCAGCCCCAGCACUUCCUGGUUGGCCAGGUUUAAACAUAACUGCACAAAGUACAUCUUCCAUUCUUUUGUCAUCCUUUGGUUUCUCAGUUUGUUUGUGAAUAGUAACUGCCUCUUGUAUACUGCUGCUUCUUUUAAUGUGACCCAGAGCAACCUACUGAGUGUCAGUAAAUACUGCUCACUUUCUCCCAUAAACUCCGUCAUCAAAGGAGUGUUUUUCACUUUUUCAUUAUCCAGGGAUGUGUCCUUUAUAGGAGUCAUGCUGCUCUCAAGUGCAUACAUGGUAAAACUCUUGUCCAGGCAUCAGAGGCGGUGCCAGUACCUUCACAGCAUGCACCUCUCUUCACGGGUCUUCCCAGAGAGAAGGGCCACCCAAACCAUCCUGUUGUUGGUGACUUUCUAUGUGGUCAUGUACUGGGUGGACAUCAUCAUCUCGUUCUCCUCAAGUCUGUUAUGGACAUAUGACCCCGUCAUCCUGGAUGUCCAGAAGCUUGUGUCCAAUGUCUAUGCCACUGUCAGUGCAUUGGUGUUAAUCCUUUAAUAAAAGGAUAAAAAUGUGUUUCAAAAGUGUAGGGAAAUUACAAUUAAUUUAUAA
Molecule: messenger RNA, 927 nt
Organism: Hyaena hyaena (striped hyena)
Lineage: Eukaryota; Metazoa; Chordata; Mammalia; Carnivora; Hyaenidae
Product: putative vomeronasal receptor-like protein 4
Exons: 1
Biological process (GO): G protein-coupled receptor signaling pathway
Cellular component (GO): membrane
Molecular function (GO): pheromone receptor activity
Source: RefSeq, a predicted model, not a curated record